Molecule: messenger RNA, 3132 nt
Organism: Dermacentor andersoni
Lineage: Eukaryota; Metazoa; Arthropoda; Arachnida; Ixodida; Ixodidae
Product: RAB6A-GEF complex partner protein 2
Source: RefSeq, a predicted model, not a curated record
AUGUGUUCUCUCGCCCGUAGCAGUUGGUCUUGUGCUUGCUUUGCCACUAUCAGCGUAUGACGUGGGUGGUUUAGAGAAGAUUGGCACGAACAUGAAAGCAGUUAGCGGUUUAAAUUCACGUCCGUGGUGCAUAGCAACGUGUCGGCUGCCUUCAACAUCAACGAGUAUCUUGUAAUGACUGAUACAUGGAAAUAUUUGUGUGCAUCGCAAGGCAACAUCAGACCUGGUCUCCCAGUGGCAUAAGAUGAUUGAAGUGCAAGCAAAGCUGCUGCGCGAUGUCGUCUAUGUCGCUGGAGACAGUGUUGAAUGCUUGGUCACUUUCACUAACAAGCAGCCCGAUGCAAACUGCAACGAGCCGAAUGACAACAGCAUCAAGAGAAUGCCUGAGAACAUUGCCUGGGCCAGCGCUCAGAUACAUUGCCACUGCUCGGUGGAUGAGUCCAAAGUCCGGUUUCCUAAGUCUCCAUCUCAAGAGCAGAUGGCCACUGGCUCCAAGGACACCUCAUUCAUUCCGUGCCGAGGUGAAGGUGAAAAAGGCUACGUGGUAUUCUCCUCCAAGCCCAAGAUCUUGUUCUGCGACCUCCGGCUGCUACCUGGGGAAAGCAAAUCAUUCAUGUACAAGGAAGUCAUUCCUUCCUCUGUGCCGCCAUCGUACAAGGGCCAAGCAGUACGGUACGCUUACAAGGUCACUAUCGGUGCACAGAGGGUCAAUGCACUGACGAGGUUGCUCCGAAUACCUAUCAAAGUGUUCGUAGUUGAAGGUCUGAUGGAAGCACUAAAGGAGCGUCUGGCCAAAGCAGCUCCAAGCAACCCAUUCCUUCCAACAGCAAGUCGCCAAUCAGUGCUCGAAGUAGCUGUAGAUUUCUUGGAGGACUUGACAUCUCGAAGAAGGCCUAGCUACUACAAUGUGACGCACCAGAAUGGACGGGUUGUGCGUUUCUGCCUGCUCAAGUCGUGCUUCCGCCUGGGUGAAGAUAUUGUUGGCAUGUUUGACUUCUCUGAGGCAACGGUCCCCUGUGUGCAGUACUCGGUGACACUGCAGAGCGAGGAGCACAUUUCUGCUGCUGCGUCGGUCACAGGCGAGGCUGUGCAUUCCACGCUUGGACAUUGCCGACAGCAUGCCUUCUGCCUGCACCUGCGCACGACCCACCUGCAUCUACCUGUGCCACUACAUGUCACCCCAACCUUUGGCUCUGAUAUCGCUGAACUGCGUUGGAACCUCCACUUCGAAUUUGUGAUGACUACGUCCCCGGUGAUGCAGCCAGGGCAGCAAGUGCCGAGCUCUUGCGACUGGCAACCUCCAGCAGUACUGGACGUGCAGACUAUGGUGUGGGACUUGCCCAUAUGCCUGUACCCUACACACCCUGGCCAUGUCAGCAGUGCUCUCAAAGCGCCAUCCCAAAUGACUCUGCAAAUCUGCUGACCAUUGGCCAGCAACAGUGCUGUGCUCAUGCCUGGAAACUGCUCUGCCCACAGCUGACAAAGCGAGAAGCAGGUUGCAGUUUGUGUUUUGUACGAUGGAACCUCUAGAGCUGCAGCCACGUGCACCCAUCAAACGCUUGGGCUUACAUGCAGCUGCAAAUUUUUCAUCCUUCACUUACCUUGAGGUUGGCUGUUGUUUACAGUCCUCUCUGAAUACUCCCAAGCCUAUGAGUGCACUAGAAGAGCCAACUUCAUGGCCAGCUCUUAAGUAGAGGUUGAGUAGUGCUGCCAGCACUCCAGUGCACUUUUGUUGCAGGGAGUUAGGAAAGCAUUCAUCUUAACACUCUACAUCUUUGGAGGUGUGCCACAAGAAUCCAACCAAGUGGCCCAGAAGUGAUGGUGGUUGUUUUCAAAGUGGCUCGAGAACUUUUUGUAGUAGGCUGUGCACUUUUGGGAGCUAUUUCUUGUCUGCGAGGGCCAGCUAGCUUUGGAAUUGCUGAGUUGCUUACGGUAGACAUUUAAUUAUGUGCAAGUUGGAGAAACCUGCUUUUGCUGCUGUUUGUAGUAUGGUAUUAGGCUUCAGUAAUUUGUUCUGACAAUGCUGGGCCUUUUUAUUCUGUUGAAUGCCAUUAUUGGUAUGCAAUUCGUGUUGGAAAACUUUUGCUUUAUUGCUUAAGGGGACUUUACGAACCUCCUUUGCAAGUUUGGGGCAAGCUAUUCAUUUCUGCAUUUUGUGCGAGGUGUCAUUGUGCAGUUAUAGAGAGUAAGCAUGACCAUUUUGAUACUUCCUCUAUGAUGCUUAUGGCAUAUAAGUUUUGCAGCUGCCCCCAUAUAUGUUGCUUGAAUUGACGAUUGUGUUGAGAUCCUAUGUUUAAAGGUCCCGCCAAUUUUCUUCUUUAGAAGCUCAAAGUACAAACAAAUGUGCAGAAGGUGUUGUGGACUAGAAAUGAUGACGGCACGUAGUUUCGUGCAUAAUUGCUCAUGAAUGCCUGUGUGGCGCAUUUGUAUAGUGCCGACGUCGCGCCAAGUUUGGAUGACUGGAGAAUCCUUUUUUUAUGUGCAUGCUUGUGGUGUGCGACAGUUUUACCACAUGUACAUUGGCCAGAGUUACGAAUGCAGCAUACAUUAAUGUAACUCUCCAGUGCCUCUCACACUGGGCGACGUUUGAGUACAGGUGCCUGCCAGUGGCAGCCUUUUAAUUAAAUACUUUUGGAUAUCCAGCUGUGCUGAACGAUGUUGACAUGCUAUUGAUUGUGCCUGGUAUAUCUGUAAGAUAUGUGAGGUAUCUUUACCAUUAAGGGGUCAGAUCACUGUAAAUAGACCAUUUCUGGCAGCUCCACUGUUAUGCCAAGCAUUCGACACACGUGUUGGUCUUGUACUUGUAACGCGUAUAGUGUUGUUACCUUACUAUGUUGCAAGUUUUUUUUUACUUGUGCUGUAUAUGCUGCGAGGGACUCGUGCAAGGUGUAGGUGAUCUGAAUGCAGAUUUGCUGUUAGCUUGUAUUGCGGUUUGAUAUAUAUGUGGAAGGCUUCUUUUUCUUUUCACUGUAGCAUAAUUUUUAUGUGCGGUACUUGCACGCCAACACAAAGCAAGUAUAAUCACCUUAAGAUCUUUCUUGCUCUGAGAAGAUAGUUUUUGACUCACUUAUUGUUACUACACAGUUCCAAUACUAAAGUUGAGAAAAAUAAAAACGUUGCCAUUAAAAUUUA